ACGAACCCAAAAAAAAAAAAAAAACUCCAACAAAAAUAUAAUAAUAAAAAUAAUACUAAAAAUAAUAAUAAAAAAAAUAAUAAAACGAUACAAGAGAAAAAAGAAAUGCACCAUGGAGCAGCACUACUCGUCAUUGACAGUCCUCCUCCACUCGUACUUAAAAUAGCGGAGACCGCCUCCUCCUACCCCGCAAACAAUAUCACAAUGUUAGCACUGUAUAAUAACAAUGGGUGAAUACAACUCCUCAGCAGGAAGUAGAAAAAAAUGAGGGUGCUAUAAAUAGCAAUCUCCGGCAGCCCUGCGGACAUCUGCCUGCACCCCUCGUUACAGUCAUUAGUUCUGGCGGCCGACCUGUCGAGGGCUUGUCGGCGAAAGGUCAACACGGGAAGAACCCGCACCUUCCGGCAUCCGAGCCCUGUACACCCCCUGUGGCAUCACCUGUUUAUCUGUGUCUGAUAUGUCUUGCUCUUAUUCCUUUUGGUCUUUCCUUCUAUUCCCCACCUCUCCCACAAUCCUAGCAUCCUUCACAUUCCAUUUGCAUCUUUUUUAAUUAUUCGCAACUGGCUUGUGACUUUAGUCCUUUUCUGGAUACAGAAUUCAAAAAUAGAAAUAAUUAUUUUGUUAUCUACUACAAAUUAUGUUUUUUUUUUUGUUGAUAGUUUUUUUUUCUGGGUGCUAUUGCAGGAGUGUCGGAGUUACCUUUUCUUUGACUUGACUAGCUGGAUAACAUGGAUUAAUGGAAAGUCCUCGUUUUCUGUAUAAAGCACUGAACACUAGAGAUGAUUCCCUUCUAAAUAUGCUUGCUACAGGGUUAUAUGUAUUUUGAUUUUAUAAUUGAUGAAGAUUUUGUAUGCUAUUACACAAACAGUUUCAUUGAAUUGAUAUGAAAAUAUCUAUCAAUGUAAAUUCUUUAUGUGUGCAUCGUAUUGACACCUUGUGCUCUUAUUUCUAUUCCAUUGUUUUCAAUAAUUAUAAUAAUUUGCGAAGCUCACGAAAGACAGACACAGACUGCAUUAAUGCGAGGUUUAAGAAAUGAUGAUGCGUAGAUGACAACACCAAGACUCUGGACAAAGUAUUCCGAAUGUUCUCGUUAUUAUUGUCUGUCCCUGUGUGGAGCUGUGUGGCUGUAGUUCUGUUUUUCUGAUAUUUUUUCUCUCUGUUUCGUAGCCCGUUUCUUCCUUUCAAUUUUCUCUUUCUAUCUCUAUGUUUGUAUCUGCGAACCUGUUUCAAUCUUCUUAUUAGUAUUCGAUUUGUUUCAUUUUUUACACAAAGCUCACAGUGAUCUUUAAUGAGGACAGUAGAAGGAGUGAAACAAAUUCAGCAACCAUAACAUCCAUUCUCAUUAUCCUGGCCUCAGCAAAGCAUAGCUUCCAUCGUUUCAAAGACAUAACUUUGCUGAAGCAUUUCCUCUUCGUGGGUGAGGGUGGGUGGUGAGGAGAGAAGGAAGGGAGCUGGGAUGAACUCAGAGAGAAGGUAAAACCACGUGACAAGGUGUAGAGAGUACAGGCUACAUUAUUGUCUGCCUCCCGACCUUUAUUGUUAUUAGUAGUUCAGCUGCUGACAAACUACUUUUCUGAGCUGUUGAUAUGUCACCUACUCACCCAACACUUUGAACAGUCUAUGUACUGGUGUUAACGUGUGUUUUCAAGGAUUAGGAUUUAUGGGUAAUAAAAGAUAACAGAUAGGAUUAUCUACCUGACAGGGUCGAUGUCAUAUCACAAUAGGAAUUUUGAGUCCACAAUGUCGUGGUGAAUGCAGGGCUAUUAGGUGUCAGUUGGUUGUUAUCAUUUGAUGCCAGAAAAUUCCAUGGAAAUAAACCAAAUUGCUGAAGGUUAUAUUGAAAAAAACUAACAACCUGCAGAAGCUCGCGGAGGUAAUUAUGAAUGUCAAGGCUACCAUGGGUAAACACGGGUUUGAUGAGAGCAGAAAAGCAAAAUGGAGAAAUAAAAAAAAACCACGCGAAGAAAGGAGACAAUGAAUCAACGAAAGAAAGAUAAAAAUGAGAGGAGACCACCCCUCACUCCCCACCCACGCUGCAUCCAUUUACGAAAGGGAAACAACCGUCAACGGCUCUGCUACGUCCUGUUGACGGCCUGCAAGGCAAGGGCAGAGCACUUGUAGCCACAUCCGCUCGGCACCAUGCAGGCUAGAGUGGUCCCACCACAAUAUCUUGUUUUACCUUCGCUGACUGCUUCUGCUCUCCACACUAUCUUACCUUCCUUCAUUGACUUGGCGCGUGCGUGCUGUCCGCGUGGCACCUGACGACACUGGAACUUGGUUAGUGCAAAGGUCGUCACAUCUACUAACAUCAGAUCAGAUAAGGUCGAUAUUCAGAACAAGAUGGCGGCUUCAACGUCGCCGAACGCCAAAGACCGCUACCUCGUGCCCCCGCCGGCGGGUCACGGCCUGCACCACGACGGCGACGAGCUGAACGCGUCUCAAGAGUGGAUCGACUCGCAGCAGAAGUCUCGUCGGCGCUCCACCAUCCACUCCUACACGGUUGCCACGACUUACCAUACUUUGCCGAAAGAUGCCGACACUCUCAGACAGGUCCGGUACAUGACCGAGCCCAAGGCCAUGAAGAACAUCUUCUCCCUGAGCUUGGCCUUCAUGUUUGUCUUCACAGCCUUCGUCUCCCUACAAGGGCUGCAGAGCACACUCAACCCCGAAGGUGGAGUAGGGGUGGUGUCCAUCAGCGUCAUCUACGGCAGCACGGUGCUGUCGUGCCUGCUGGCCCCAUGGCUGAUCAACCGCUUGACCACCAAGUGGACCAUGGUGCUUGCCUUCUCGCUCUACUUCUGCUACUUCGCGGCCAACUUCUACCCCAAGCACUACCUCCUCAUCCCACUCAGCGUCAUGCUAGGGGCCCUGGCCGGCCCCAUGUGGAGCGCGCAGGCCACCUAUGUCACCACCCUGGCCCUGACCUUUGCCCAGCACCGCCGGUUCGCGGAAUCCUCCGAUGACACGAUCAACAAGUUCAUGGGCAUCUUCUUCGGCUUCUUCCGCAGCAGCCAGAUCUGGGGAAACCUCAUCUCGGCCCUCGUUCUGGGUAAAAACUACACGGAGGACGCUGGAUUGCUGCUGGACUCGAGGGUGAGUUCCCAAGAUGGCCACCACCUCCCUUUCUUUUUGGAGGGACAGGAGAUUGUCAACGGUGGCUUCAACAUUUCCAGCAGUGUCCGGCCAGGGAUGUUGAAAGACUCCUCACACCACAGGCGGCCAGGGGGGCUUCCACCUCCUCCCUGGACUUCGUCGUUGUCGUCGACUUCUGCUGCUCCUUACUUCUCCCUCCUGCUUACGUCCCCUAACAACGUCUCGGAGUCGUUGUGCGGCGUCAGCACUUGCCCGCUGAACCGCUCCUCCGCAGAUGGUUUCUACAGCAACGCGAUGCUGGGAGCCGGGGGAUCGGCAUCGGCGGGGGGAGUGGCAUUCGUGCCUGAUGCCACCAAGUACAUGCUGCUGACCACCUACCUGGCCUGCGGCCUGAUGGGCAUGGUCAUCGUGGUGGCAUUGGUGGACCAGGUGCACGUGGGCAAGCGCAGCGCCGACCCGGAGUUCUCGCUGACAUCCUUCGAGCUCUUCGCGUCCACCCUGAAGAUGCUGCGCGACUCCAAGUGCUGCCUGCUCGUGCCUCUCGUCGUCUUCAUGGGCCUCGAGCAGGGAUUCAUGUUCAGCGACUUCACCAAGUCCUACGUCAGCUGCACGCUGGGGUUCCAGAACAUCGGUCACAUCCUCAUCUGCUUCGGGACGUCCAGUGCAGUGUCGUCCAUCUUCAUCGGCUACGUCGCGCGCCACAUCAAGCGCUUUGCUUUCAUCGCCGCGGGAGCGACCUUCAACGCCGGCCUGCUGGUCGUCCUCGGCCUCUGGCAACCCAAGCAACACGACAUCCCCAACUUCUAUGUCGUCGCUGGUUGUCUGGGACUCUGCGAUGCCAUCUGGCAAACCCAGACCUACACCUUGUUUGGAGUGCUGUUCAGCCACAAACAGGAAGCGGCCUUUGCUUCAUACCGGAUGUUCCACGCAACCGGAUGCGCAAUGGCUUUUGGGUACAGCUACUUUUUGUGCGUGGAAACCAAGGUUUACAUUCUAUCGGCAUCUCUGGCUAUAGCCUUGGUCCUAUACACGGUCAUCGAGAUGAAAGUGCAGCUGCAGAGCCAGCACAUACAGGACAUCGUAGCCUUAUAAACAGGAUCCUAUGGAGGCGAUGCUGACGUCAGCACUGGCUACAGGAUGUGGUAGACCUAACGGCAAAGUGUGGGGCUGCCAGUAGUAUUAAGCAUGACAACUGUGGUCCCAGACGUUUAAGAAUCAUGAUGUAAGUACAGAACCCACACUGAGAUCCCUGUCAGACCCACCUUUCUUCUCAAUCCUGACAUAUGUUACGUGGCCUACGGGGCCAGUGUACGUGUUGACGUAGUGACGUGACGGUGUGGUGUGGUGUGGUGGUGUUAUGUACACUGCUGUAGCCUUCUCAGCAAACGUUUCUUUAGGAAAUGAUUUUACUGAACAGACAUCCAUAUUCCUCGACAAAGUCCACUAAAAAAAGAGAUCCACUUGUAUUUGUAACAAUUCACACGGAGGUCAUGUCAGAUGGGUCACAGCUUGUGUGUGUGCGUGUGUGAACGCGCAUAUUUGUAUGCGACUGAGUAUUUACAGUAUCUGCUGUGAAACUAAGCUUCAACAUUGUAAUCAACUCUUUUUGUUCUUGGGAGAGAAAGAAAUAUUUUUCUUGAUGGGGGAAAGGACGUUAGGGCUGCUGUCCUGAUUGUUGAUUGGUUCACAUGGAAAGGUCAACAGUUUUUUCACACAAAUACAUAAUGGAAGAGCUAAAUGAAGUGCUCACAGUUUUCACCUUUUUUACACUUGAACGAUCCUCCUAGUUAUCUGAACAGUUUAUUCCCACAGUGAACACAUUAUUCCCCAGGCGUGUACGGUUGUACGUACAUAAUUAUAUAUGACUAUAUACAUGUUUGAUGAGUGACUAUGUGUGAUGAGUAUAUGAUGAUGUAUGAUAUAAAUGUGCUGUAUUGAGUGUAUAUAGAUUGUAUGUAUGAUGUAUGUGUGAUUCAUGUUAUAGAUUUAUGUAUAAUCUUCAUGUUUAAUGUAGGUAUGUUUGGAUAAAAUUGCGUGUAUAUGAUGUAUGAUUGAUGGAUGUAGGCAUACAUUUAUAUGCAGGAAGUCAUCAUUUUGUGUUUGUGUGUGUUUUCAUGCAUGCAGGUGAUUGUGCAGGUAUACAUUUCACAGAAACUGCGCUCCUGUACAAAUUAUUUUAGACAUAAACUGAUCGAGUUGUC
Molecule: messenger RNA, 5294 nt
Organism: Pomacea canaliculata
Lineage: Eukaryota; Metazoa; Mollusca; Gastropoda; Architaenioglossa; Ampullariidae
Product: protein unc-93 homolog A-like
Exons: 5
Coding region: 2341-4185 (614 amino acids)
Source: RefSeq, a predicted model, not a curated record